Messenger RNA from Mercenaria mercenaria, 1701 nucleotides. RefSeq lists its product as uncharacterized. The transcript has a single exon. Gene Ontology annotation, molecular function: nucleic acid binding. Lineage: Eukaryota; Metazoa; Mollusca; Bivalvia; Venerida; Veneridae. Gene Ontology annotation, biological process: DNA integration. The coding region runs from base 1 to 1701 and encodes 566 amino acids. The record is from RefSeq and is a predicted model, not a curated record.
AUGACACGCGCUAUAUCAGCGAUACAGUUUACCAACAGCAAGAUCUGGAUGAAUGGUCCUUCCUGGAUAACCAAACCAUUAUAUUGGCCAACAUGGCAUACUAACGAUGCGACAGUGAUGACAACGGUAUCGAGUGCUUCAUUAGAGUAUGAACAAGGGAGACAACCGCCACAAUAUUCACCAGAAUCGCGUACAGAGUUACGUAACGUUAUUGACGUAACUAAAUUCAGCAAGUACACGAAGCUUCAACGAGUGACAGCGUAUGUAUUACGGUUCAUAAAUAAAUGCAGAGAGAAAACCUACCCACAUCAUGAUCAACUGACAACUAGUGAACUACAGAAAGCAGAGAAAGUCUUACUACACAGCUGCCAACAUAAUACUUACCAGGAAGAGAUUACAAACCUGAGAACAGUUCGUUCGAGACCCAAUCAGACCCGACUCCCGAUUGUGAAACAGUUACGACUCUUUCUUGAUGAAGAUGGUUUCCUUCGAUGUGGAGGGAGAAUCCACAAUGCAGAUCUUGAUGAAGAGGCUAAAUUUCCAUAUUUAAUACCGGCCAAAGAUCCACUUACCCGACUCCUUGUUGCCGACGCUCACGAGAGACUUCUUCACGCAGGACAGAACUCAGUUAUUACUUACCUUCGCCAGAAGUAUUGGAUACCUUCCAUACGUCAGAGUGUUCGUACAGUACUUCGUAGAUGUCUUGUUUGCCGUAGAACAGAAGGGAAGGCAUACUCAGCCCCAGACCCACCCCCAUUACCGCAAUACAGAGUAGAAGACGCACCACCAUUCACUGUAACUGGUGUUGAUUUCUCCGGAGCUCUCUACGUUCGAGAUAAUUCCAACAACGAGACCAAAGCAUACAUCUGCCUCUUCACGUGUGCGUCCACCAGAGCCGUACACUUGGAACUUGUACCCAACCUUUCCGAAGAGGCCUUCCUGCAAGCGUUCAGACGAUUCACCAGUCGUAGAUCCGUUCCCACACUGAUGAUUUCAGACAACGCCUCCACAUAUGUUGCAGCCUCCAACCAUAUACAACGCCUGUUCGAAUCCCAGACAGUACAAGACGCUCUUAGCAUGAAAGGUACCCAGUGGAAGUUCAUCCCGAAACGUGCUCCAUGGUACGGCGGCUGGCUGGAACGUCUAAUUGGUCUCACGAAGUCAACACUGAAGAAGAUACUGGGUCGAUCCUACAUCAGUUUCGAUGCAUUACAGACAGUCGUCACAGAGAUAGAAGCCGUGAUGAAUGACAGGCCACUCACAUAUGUAACAUCCGGUUCGUCAGAUCCAGAACCCCUGACUCCAGCUCACCUUCUCUACGGCCGGAGAUUAACUACUUUACCCUACCAGAAAUCUACAGAUGAUUCAGCGACGAAUACUAACCUUAACAGUGGUGUUGACUUAUCUCGACAAGCCAGACUUCAGCAGAAGGUCGUACACCAUUUCAGAGAUAGGUGGCGCCACGAGUACCUCACCGCCUUACGAGAACAUCACCAGACGACAGGAAUCAACAAGCAGAAGAUAAACGUUGGAGAUGUCGUCCAAAUUCAUGAUGAAUCUCCCCGUUCCCAAUGGAAGCUUGCGGUCGUGCAAGAACUAAUUUACGGAAAUGACGGAUAUACCAGAGCAGCCAAAAUAAGAACGAGUAACGGUAUUACGAAUAGACCCAUUGUGAAAUUGUAUCCAUUGGAAAUGAAGUGA